AUGAAAAAGAGUUCACAAAUAAUAAUUUUUUUGUUAUUAUCAUUAUUUUGUAAAUUUAGUAUCGGGAAUUGUAAUGAAAAUGGAAACGGUAAUAUAAAUAAAGCCAAUAAUAAUAGUAUAAUAAGAAAAGAAAGAAAAAGAAAAAGUAAAAGUGAUUUUAGUAAAGGGGAACCUGAAAAUAAGGAACAUGAAAUUAUUAAUUUAUAUGAUGAUGUGCAAGAAUUAUUAGGACCCGACGAAAUGAAUAUGUUAGACAAAUAUUCAAUAUUAGGAAUAGAUGAUUGUUCUAAUGAAAAUGAAAAUAAUAAAAUAAUUAGCGAAUAUGAUCUUAAAGCAAUGAAGAGUGUAUUAUUAUAUAAAAACCGAAUAUCAAGAGCAUCAAUAAACAAUUUAGAUGAUGUUAAAACUGUAUUUAAAAGAUGUUUUAAUAAGGAUGAUCCUGAAUUAAGUAAAAGUUAUGAACAAAUCCAAAACCAAGUAGCUAACGAAGGAACAACUAUAAUAGAUUAUUUAUCAAAUUAUAUUUCAAAUAUUUAUAUUAAAAUAAAUGAUGAAUUUGUAAAAAAUGAAGAAUUUCAACUAUCAAAAUAUAUUCCUGAACUUGAAAUAAUUAAUUAUGUACUUUAUAAUGGACCUAAAGAAAUAGGAAACAAAAUAAAAAAUGAAUUAAUCGAAAUAAAUAAUUUAAUAAUAUCUGAAUCUCUUACCUCAAUAUAUAGUUCUGUUGUUUCAGGGUUAAAUAUAAAUUGUAAAAUUAAAGAUGAUUUAAUAACUAUACUUAAUUUAGCAAAUGGUAAAUAUUUUAAAGUAAAUUUUAGUAGUCAAGCUACAAUGAUUAUUCCUGAGCAAUAUUCUCAUGAAUCUGAGCACAUGAAAAAAAUAUCAGAAUAUUUUAUUGAAAAAAAUCGAGUUUGUAAAAAUGAGAACUGUCCAAUCAAUUCAAAUUGUUAUGUUAUUGAUAGUGUAGAAACUUGUAGAUGUAUUCCAGGAUUUUCUAAAAAUGAAGAAAGCGAAAAUUUAGAAUGUUUAAUAAAUGAAUCUACUUCUUGUGAAAAUAAUAAUGGUGGAUGUGAUGUAAAUGCAAAUUGUAUAUUAUUAGAAGAUAAAAUAAUGUGUGAAUGUAAUAACAAAUUUAAUGGAGAUGGUAUUUAUUGUUCAAGUGCCAUUUAUUAUGGAAUGAAUGUUUUUAUUUUCUUUUUAAUUUCAAUAGUAUGCAUAUAUAUAAUGUAA
Plasmodium yoelii is the source of this 1230-nucleotide messenger RNA. RefSeq names its product merozoite surface protein 8. NCBI's taxonomy places the organism in Eukaryota, Apicomplexa, Aconoidasida, Haemosporida, Plasmodiidae. The record is from RefSeq and is a predicted model, not a curated record. The transcript has a single exon. The coding region runs from base 1 to 1230 and encodes 409 amino acids.